Molecule: messenger RNA, 2034 nt
Organism: Dermacentor andersoni
Lineage: Eukaryota; Metazoa; Arthropoda; Arachnida; Ixodida; Ixodidae
Source: RefSeq, a predicted model, not a curated record
GUGUCGGUGCUCUCUUGGAGGCUGUAUGUGCGCACAUCAGCCACGAAUCCGUACGUAAAUGAAUAUUACAGCGUGGUUCUGCUACGUAGCACGCACUUCGAGCUGCGAGUAGUCUUGGUGAAACAUUUCUUCCCAGAGAUUCCGCAACACCACCAGGCUUUCGAAAGAUUCCUUCAGGCACACCACCUGGUUUCUUCGUGGCCAUUCGCACCACGACGGUGAAGACAACUGACAUUUCAUUUCGCAAGGUCUAAACUUCCACGAGAGCCGAGAGAACGGGAAAUCCGUGCAGCGUUUUCAAUAGCCACGUUUCCCCUUUCUCAGCGGUAACCCUACCGCGAAGUGCCGCGCAUUUUCCCAUUGCGCUGCUCAACGGCCGACGCCUACGUGUCGGUGCCCCCGGGUAGUCGGGCGCCUAGCUGUCCGGCCCGGGUGGAGAGAGCGUUGGGAACAGUGGCGAUGGUGUCGAAGUUGGAGUCUCGAAGUGAUUAGUGGUUGUCUGGGCAGUAUCAGCGUACUGACGCGAGGGCCACUGCUGCUCAAGGUUGCUUCGUCUACAUUGCGCUUCCUAUUCGCAGCCGACUCUACAGCCGGUGAUCCGCAUCAAAUAUCUACCUGUCAAAGAAAGAGCAAGAUCAUUCCUGCCUUCAGUCAUGAGCGCGUAUACACCUCUGGCUUACUCCUUCGCCCGCAUGAUGGGCCCCGGUGUCAUGGUCUACUUAGACACGCGCACCGACUGGAACGACGUCAUUGCCAUGAAGGGCGCCCGGGAAGUCCUUGAGGGCGUCAAGUAUCCGGGCGAUGAUGUGAGGAGGUCGCUGUAUGCGUCGUGGCUCCGUGUGCUCGCCUCCUGCACGUGGCGCGACUCGUUCGAUCACCUCAUGCUCGAGUGUGUGGUCGCCACGCCGUCUGUUUCAAAACCGGAGACGCCGCUGUACGCGGAUAUUUUCAAGGCCCAUGAUCCCAUCGACCGGCCGUUCCCGAACGUGCUGACGCCUGUCUUAGACCUGGCGAAGAGGCCGCGACUGUUCUCGCGCAAGGAGCCCGUCGAGCCGCUUCCGUCGUCGCCAGGCCUCGUCGACUUCUUGGCAGACCUGCUACGGAAGAGCCGCAGUUCGCGGGCGGCCCUCGACGAGGCCGGCCUGAUCAUCGGCUUCUACAGCCUGGCGCUAGCCACGAUCGCAGCCAAGCCGGCGAGGAACCUGCAGGAUUUCUUCCGGAUCCGGAUGAAGAGCGCGCUCACCGCAGCCGUGCCGACGUCGUUCGAAGGGGAAGUGUUUUGUCCAGGCGGAAGAUUUCUCGCCGAACUCUCCCGCAAAGCUCACGCCAUUAGAAGUGAGGUGAAGCCUUAUAUUGUGCUACUGGUACUCGGUCAGCACUGCUUCCACGCCAACGCGAAGGACGCUGCGCCGAGGGCCGACAUGGAGUUCUUGGAGGAAGGCUUCCUGAAGGGGGCAAAGUUCGGUCAGUUCGAAAUCGUUGAGCUGCUCUACGAGGCGCAGGAAAAGACCGGGAUUGGAGCCGCCUUGCUCAACCGGAAACUUCGAGCAGAAGACAGCUCCUGUGAUCCAGAGGUCACGGUAUCCAGCCACCGCGUUGAAGUGUUCCUGGAAGGCGAUAAGGAACUGUCGCAAAGAACCAAACCAUGGUGCCGUGCUGCAAACAAAAACUUCUUCAUGUACCUAGAAUUUGACGAGAACCUGGCCUACGCCAUGAGGUUGACAGCGCUCGUGGCGCCUGACCCCGGCCAUCAGCUGUGGCAGCGACCGCAGUUCGCCGGCGUCGACCCAUCGCAACGCGCCAAGGCACGACUCUGGGCCACGAACUUCAGGCGCGCCCAACGCGAAGCAGUCGUCGAGGAACCUGCCAAAUCUAACCGCAACCGCCACCGUCAUGACAGCGCUUAGCCUAGUCUCUGACCGGUUUCAGUGUGCUUCUGAAUGUCUGCUUUGUCUUCGUAAAGCCAGCCUUUUUUAAAUAAACUGUUUCAAAUGAUUCUUGCUCAAUGGAAUAAAAAUAUUGGGUUUUCUUACA